This is a messenger RNA of Drosophila nasuta, 1957 nucleotides long. RefSeq names its product MTOR-associated protein MEAK7. The record is from RefSeq and is a predicted model, not a curated record. Lineage: Eukaryota; Metazoa; Arthropoda; Insecta; Diptera; Drosophilidae. Bases 126 to 1481 code for a protein of 451 amino acids. Gene Ontology annotation, biological process: response to oxidative stress. The transcript is spliced from 8 exons. Gene Ontology annotation, cellular component: nucleus.
CUGUGUGUGCUUGCUUGCGUCUCUAUUGUUGUGUUUGCAUUAUUUUCAAUUUAAAAAUCACAAGCGUCAGACGUGUGUUUACACGUUGUAUAUAUUCAAAAAAUACCAAAAGCCAGUGAAGUAGAAUGGGCAAUGCAAGUGGCAAAAAGGAAUCGGACAAUGUGUAUACAUCGGAAGAGUUGCGCUUUCUAGAGACAGCAUAUCGCAAUGCCUCCGGCGGUGCAUUGGAGAAAUUAACCUCGGAUCGUUUGGUGGAAUCAUGGUCGCAAACCAUCGAACGCUCGUUGGCGGAAAGCACGGCUCAGUUUCUGUUUAUACCGCAGAAGCCGGGCCAGCAAUGCAUCAAUAUACCCUUAAAGAAGUUCGGUGAACCCUACUAUAUCAUGGAGCGUGGCAGCAUUGAAACGAAAAUGCAAUUUCUGCUCUCCUCGCUGAAUCGCAAUGCCAGCGACAAUUUCAAUAUCAAGCAGCUGGAGCAGUAUAUACACUCGGUUAUUAAGAGUUAUGUGCAUCUGGAGACCACAUCGAAGGGUUCGAGCAUUAAGGAGUGGCAAGAUCUGGGCUUUAUAACCACGGAACGUUCGGCCUGCACCUUUGCCAAGGGUUUGAUGCGUAAUUUGAGCAAAGAUUUGGAGCACACCAUGCCCAAUGAGACACUCGAGCGUUGGCUGCAUGUCACCCCACAAUUUCUGCAGCUGUGGCGCGAGGUAUUCGUUCAGCUUUAUACACGUCACGGUGGCAGCAGCAGCAAGCGUUCGCUGGUUAAGGAAAUUGAGAUUUGCAUUCUGCCACAGCUGUGCGAUGCACCGCAGAACAGUCACUAUAGGCCCAUCAUUGAGCUGCCACAUGUGCUCUAUAUCAAUGCACAGCUGCCGCGUGAAAUGCGUCACAAAUGGCGUUUCUUAUUCUCAUCAAAAAUCCAUGGCGAAAGCUUCUCUACAAUGCUGGGCAAAAUGUUGGACAAGGGUCCCACGCUCUUCUUCAUCGAGGACGAGGAUCAAUACAUAUUUGGUGGCUAUGCUCCUGAAUCGUGGGCAUUGCGUCCACAAUUUGCUGGCAAUGAUAGCUCAUUGCUAUACACACUGAGUCCAGCCAUGCGCUGCUUUAGUUCCACGGGUUACAACGAUCAUUACCAGUAUCUGAAUUUGAAUCAACAGACCAUGCCCAAUGGCCUGGGCAUGGGCGGCCAAUUUGAGUAUUGGGGUCUGUGGUUGGACUGCAUGUUCGGCGAGGGACAGAGCGUGGAAAGCUGUACCACAUAUGGCGACUAUGUGCAGUUAAGCAAACGCAAACAAUUCAAAAUACGCAACAUGGAGGUCUGGGCUGUGGGCGAUUUGCCAGUCAAGGACGAUGAGGAAGGCGGUGGUGAGGGUCAGAAACGCUCUGUGCUGGAUGGCAAUUUGGAGGAUCGUGCCAUGCUCGAGAUAGCUGGCAAGCAAAUGCACUCGGAUGGACUUCGUGAGCCUGGAAUGGAUGAUUGAUGGCGGAUGCUAAAGUUGUGGAUGGGCUUGGCUUUAUCAUGUUCAAGAAUUUAUAGUACUAUGUCUCUAUUGGGUGUGAUGUUAAAUGAAACCUUUACAACAUAUAUCUACUUUAGCCUUAGAAUCCUAUUUCUUCUUGUUCGUUGUCGAAGCAACUAUGAUGAUGAUUAUUAUGUUAUUCUAAUAUUAUUACACACACACAAAGGUCCUGUGAGGAAACACAUCAGUGUUUCUCUAUGCCAUUCCUACAAAUUUUUGGGUAGCUAUUAAAGUUUUUACAUAUACAAACGAAAAAGAAAAAUACAUAUUAUAACAUAUGUAUAUACAUAUAUAUAUAUAUAUAUGGAUGCGUAUCGUAUAUAUGUAUAUAGAUCCAUAAGUAUUAUGCAUAGUGUCUAUGUAAUACUGAGAGUAUUGUUGUUGCGUUUUAGGACUACAUACAAAAAGUGAAUGAAACAAACCGAACAUCUUUUCCA